CUUUUCACUCUCUACUCGACGUGGGUGGCAAACUUGUGGCAAUUGGUGGUUUCUUGUUGGAGGGGGAUGGAAUCCGUCUGUGUGUGAUAGCUUUCGGUGAUUUGUGGUGGUUUGCUGUACCUUCCGCGCGGUUGGUUGAAAUCAGCACUUUUCAGUGGUUCCCGGCGCCGGUGGCUGCUCAAAGAAGAGAAUGGCGUAGAAAGGUCAAAUGGAGGACUAGUAGGUUAUGGUCGUUGACGAAGAACACAAUAAGACGUGUCAAUCAGCCUUGCUUUGUUUGAGUUGGUUGGCUGUUUUUAGCAAAUUGCCCUUGUUGUGGUUGUUCUUGGUGUUUUUAGCUAGCACUUCAGCAAUUAAUUGAAGAAAAAAUGGAAGAGGGUACGAUCAACAUGCUUCAUAGAAGAAGACCAAAGGCAAAUGGGACAAUUAUAGUUCCACGAAUGAGUCAUCCUCAAAGGGCUCCUUCUGGACAAGAUGUCGAUCAACAAGCAUUCGCUGCGGUUCGAUCAUUUCCUACAACAGCAUAUUCCUCCAACUUGGCUCAGGGUCAGGGAUUAUAUGUAUCAAACUUGGAAUCUAAUAGGUUUACACAUCAGAGACAGGUUUCUGAUGCUGGAGAUGCUAGUCUUCAGGCUCUAUGGCUACUUUUCCUUAAACUUCAGCCCUCUUUAUGCUCUCUUCUAGGGAAUUUGGCUGACUGGCAUGGGCCACAAGAAGAAUUGGUUCGGACAGAUAUAGUAGAGGAGCCAAGCCCUACUGAGCAUUCUGCAAAUGAAACUCAAAUUCAGCGCCAGAGUAAUGAGAGGGAAAGAAGAUUUCGAUACCUUGACUUGUGUGUUCCCCUCUAUCAAGCUGCCUUAAAAGGUGAUUGGCUGGCUGCUGAGGCUUUACUUCAAAAAUAUCCAGACAUCGUUCGAGAUCCCAUAACGGAAGUGCAUAUGACAGCUCUUCACAUUGCUGCGGCAGCAAAACGCACGAAUUUUGUAAAAGAACUGGUGAAAUGUAUGUCUGCGGAUGACUUAGCAUUGCAAAACAAAGAUGGAAACACAGCACUUUGCUUUGCUGCUGCAUCAGGAAUCGUGACAACUGCUGAGGAGAUGGUGAAUAUGAACAAUAGACUGCCAUGCAUACGUGAUAGCCAAGGACUGACACCACUUCUAAUUGCAGCUUCACUAGGACGUAGAAACAUGGUGUCGUAUCUAUUAUCUGUGACUCCUUUUGAUCAGUUGACUGCAAUUGAACGCAUUCAGCUCCUUCUUGCUACUAUUUCCACUGAUAUGUAUGAUUUAGCCUUGAAAAUUUUGAAAAUGGAUCGAACAUUAGCAACUGCCCAGGAUGGAAAUCGGAAGACAGCGUUGCAUGAGUUGGCCAAAAAACCUUUUGCAAUUGGCAGCAAGAGUGAGCUAUCAAUAUGGGAAACAUGCUUGAAUUCCUGUUUCAAGGGGUUUUACAACAAAGCUUUCAUGCAAACAUUCGCUCAUCAAUUAGUUGAAGACCUUUGGAAAGAGGUUCGAAUAGUACCAGACAGAGACUUCUCAAACCUGGUUGACAAUCACGCUUCUUUUCUUUUUGAUGCUGCAGAAGUAGGAAAUGCUGAAUUUCUAAUGAUACUCGUACGCUCUUACCCUGACCUUAUGUGGAAAGUAGACAAAAAAAAUCGAAGUUUAUUUCACAUUGCUGUUUUAAAUCGGCAAGAGAGUGUAUACAAUCUAAUAUAUGAGAUAGGGACCAUCAAGGAUAUCAUUGCAGCCUAUGUUGAUGAAAACAAUGACAAUGUGCUGCACUUAGCUGGAAAAUUACCUCCUCCAGAUCGACUAAAUAUCUUAUCAGGAGCAGCCCUGCAAAUGCAACGGGAGUUGUUGUGGUUUAAGGAGAUAGAAAAGAUUGUGCCACCUCCAUACGUGAAUAUGAGAAAUCUGAAAGAUGAAACACCUUGGGAUAUAUUCACAAAGCAACAUAAAGAAUUGCGAAAAGAUGGUGAAAAGUGGAUGAAGGACACAGCGAACUAUUGCAUGCUUGUGGCGACACUAAUUGCCACAGUGGUUUUCGCUGCAGCAUUCACUGUACCAGGUGGCAACAAUCAAGAAAAAGGCACUCCGAUUUUUUUCAAAAAAGACUGGUUUAUGGUAUUUUUCGUGUCUGAUGCAAUAGCACUGUUAUCCUCCUCAACUUCGAUAUUAAUGUUCUUGUCAAUUCUCACGUCACGUUACACAGAGAAUGAUUUCCUUAAGUCAUUACCUGCAAGGUUGGUGUUUGGACUCACCACACUCUUCACUUCUAUAGUAGGCAUGGUGGUAGCCUUCAGUGCAACUUGUUUUUUGGUAUAUAAUGGCAAAAUGUCAAAGGCUCCAAUUGUUAUACUUGCUUCGACUGUUGUCCCAAUAACUACGUUUGUUCUGCUACAUUAUCAACUUUGGGCUGAUAUAAUCCUUUCAACAUAUUGGUCUAUGUUUCUUUUUCGGCCACCAAAACAUAGGCUUUUCUAGUUAGUAGAAGAUUGAUGCCAACUGAGCAAAGAUGAUUAGCAUAAAUUUGGAAGUGCAAGUCAGAGAAAACGGGCAGAAAAUUAUCAGAGGUAAUCAGGGGAUUUUGAAAAGGAAGGCCAAGGAAGGAAUCGAGCUCGUCAAAAUCUUAAAUUGAUGUUUGUCUACUUAUUAUUCUAUGUGGCUUCAAUGUUGCUUGUUGUUAAAAGGUUUGUUUGUCUACUUAUUACUCUAUGUUGCUUCAAUGUUGCUUGUUGCUAAAAGAAUGUUAAAGUCAACAAGUUGAAGACUCUGUUGGUGAUGAGUUUGAAAUGAUCGAUUUGGUCGAUGCAAAGAAAAUUUUGGAAAUGGAGGUUCAAGUAGAUAGGAAUGCAGAAAAAUUGUAUUUUUCA
Molecule: messenger RNA, 2875 nt
Organism: Corylus avellana
Lineage: Eukaryota; Viridiplantae; Streptophyta; Magnoliopsida; Fagales; Betulaceae
Cellular component (GO): membrane
Molecular function (GO): protein binding
Source: RefSeq, a predicted model, not a curated record